AUGAACUUCUCAUGGGCAACAGCUUCUUUUUUUAUUGCGAUGGACCUAUUGAUGGCACUUUCACCAAUCACUCUCAUCAAAACGUUGAAUCGCCCUUUGAGAGAGAAGGUUCUCGUUGCCGGUCUAAUGGCACUAGGACUCCUAACGACAGCUGCAGCAGGUGCCAAAAUGUCGACAUUCCCAGGAAUUUACAAGGGAGACGUUCUUCAGGGACAAAUGCUGGCAUCCCUCCUGGCAAAACUCGAGGAGCAGAUAGGAAUAAUCUGUGCCUGCUUGCCGACGCUAAAAGGUCCAGCAGAACGGCUGCUGAUUCGUCUCGGUGUUCUGUCUCACGAACUUCGAUUCUCUAGGCCAAGCUUCGUCAUGUCUGCUAGACGACAAGCAACUCCAACAUUAACAAGCCGUACAUUGGAGUCAUCGAAUGUGGACAGUGAUUACAACAGUAAUGUGACCACUUUAUGGCUUGAUUCGCAGAAUUCGAAAUCAACAAAAGGUGACUCGGGCUUCGACAGUCUUUCCCAGAGCUCAAGCAAACAGAGUUUAGCUCAAGGUACUAAGGCGCCCGUUGUGAGGGUUGAAGAAGUGUAG
Messenger RNA from Glarea lozoyensis ATCC 20868, 588 nucleotides. RefSeq lists its product as uncharacterized. Bases 1 to 588 code for a protein of 195 amino acids. Lineage: Eukaryota; Fungi; Ascomycota; Leotiomycetes; Helotiales; Helotiaceae. The transcript has 2 exons. The record is from RefSeq and is a predicted model, not a curated record.